AUGAAUGCAACGAAGCGCAAAUUCAAUGCCCUCCUCCAGGGGAUCGGCAGUAAAUCGUCCACCCCCCUUUCCACCUCUGACUCGAAUAAUGCCUCCUCCUCUUCCCUUCCUCGUCCUUCGCGAGACGGUGUAUCCCCAAUCGGCGCAGACUCGACCACGAUGCUCUUCUCUCGCGACCCCUUGUCGCGGACAAACACCAACGAUUCGGAUGUUUUGCUGAAGCGCCGCAGAUUGGGCCUACCUGGCUCGACAACACCCGGCGAUGGACCGCUUGCACCACGACCCGCGAACGGACAGACGACCAUUUCGAAUGUUGUAUUAAGAAAAUGGAGCGCCAAUGGCAAGGACGAGAAGACAGUUGCGCCGAAAUAUUGUCCUGGAGACCGAGAUCAGCUCUUAAAGCGCCUGGCUAGCUUCCAGGAGCUGACAGACUGGACACCAAAGCCCGACCGGGUUAAUGAAGUGGAAUGGGCGAAGCGAGGGUGGACAUGCCAAGGCAAAGAACGCGUGAGAUGUACGCUCUGUAACAAAGAGCUGGUCGUCAAGUUGAACCGAAAGGAAGUGGACGGCAAGGAAGUGCCUGUGCUGGUGGCUUCAGAGAUUGAGGAAGCGCUGGUGGAAAAGUACGCGGAGCUAAUUGUCACGUACCAUCAGGAGGACUGCUUGUGGAGGAAACGAGGUUGCGAUGAUUCCCUGCUGCGACUACCGCUCGCAAAUCCGAAAACAGCGUUGGAAGGCCUGCGGCAACGAUAUGACGAGCUAUGUGCGCGGAAAGACUUUUUACCUUAUGAGUUCAACCUACGACUCCCAGUAGGCCUCGAUGUUGGCCUUGUUCUAGGCUAUCUUCCCAAGAACUUCUUCACAGAACCUGCGCCCCCAACGACGAAUCCGCCCUCGUCUUCUCCAAAUAGAACAGCCCUGGCUCUAGCAGUGCUCGGUUGGCAGGGUCUAUCAAACGCGCGGAUUGGUCCCGUGCCCAACUCUGCAUCAUGUCACACAUGUUUGCGCCGACUAGGGCUGUGGAUGUUCAAGAGCAAGGAGGUCGAUCUCGAGACGAAUACAGUACUCGUGCCAGCUCCCAUGGACCACCUCGAUGCCGUUCGAGAGCACCGUUUCUUCUGCCCGUGGAAAAAUGCCGCUGCGCAGAAGAAUCCGGGUGCUAGCACACACAAGUCCAAGGUGGACAUUGCAGACCCAGACAAACCUGGCUGGGAGCUUUUGGUGCAGGUGUUGAAGAAUGACUCUUAUCUACGAAACCGGACGACAACCGCUCACAGAAGUGCAAAGAGCGUUAAUGGGCCGUUGAUUGCUACAGCAACUAUGGCAGAGACGCCAGGGCGCCCAACAACAGCGGGAGCUGGCACGAGCGAUGGUAGUCAGAUCAUUAUUACUGGACCCGAUGGGCAGGAGGCAGACCUUGAGGAUGAGAAGGCCCGCGAUGCAAAGGAUAAGGAACGCUGGGCGCGGCUCCGCAAGGUGAAGAGUCUUUUUGAUACGAAGGGGAGCAAGAAACUCAGGAAGACGGUCAGUCGGCCGGGAACGGGACAUGAUUCGAUUAGAGGAGGCGACUAA
Phaeoacremonium minimum UCRPA7 is the source of this 1572-nucleotide messenger RNA. Its product is annotated as putative c3hc zinc finger domain-containing protein. The coding region runs from base 1 to 1572 and encodes 523 amino acids. The transcript has a single exon. Gene Ontology annotation, molecular function: zinc ion binding. Gene Ontology annotation, cellular component: nucleus. The record is from RefSeq and is a predicted model, not a curated record. NCBI's taxonomy places the organism in Eukaryota, Fungi, Ascomycota, Sordariomycetes, Togniniales, Togniniaceae.